AUGGAUCUCCUAACACUAACGGGGAUCUGGCAGAAAGAUGGGCUUGGAACAAAAGUAAUAUUGUCUAACGGCAAGCUUCAUACACUUAAAUACCCGAAGCAGAUUUUUAGUUUAGUGGCUGCCGAAGAUGAUAGGCUUCCUUUCACUGACCUAAGUAAUUUUCCCAGUGAAUAUGGUGAGAUUUGUGAGCCUCCUGUUCUUCAGGAUGCACAUGUAUUGAUUGAACACUGGAGAUCGUACCGUGGAAAAUGGUUUCAGACCAAAUCAGAUGAUAACCGAAAGAAUCUCUCAGAGAUACUUGCACUCUGCGGCUGCUAUUUCCCUGAGAGGAUGAUAAAUAAUGACAAAAUGAACAUUCUUCUGCAGAGAUGGGAUUCUUCAUCAUUUGCAGAACCAGGAGCAGUUGAACAAUCUAUGGCCUACUUUCUGAAGAAUGAGAAGAAGCCCCAAGUCCAAGAAGCACUAAACCCACCCGAGCCUGCACCUCCAGAAUAUAGGAUAGUGGAAACUGGUCCAGUGUCGAUCAUUCACCUGUUGAUUGAUUCAUGUCAUCGUGGACAGAAUGUGUAUCACCUGGUUGACUGUGAAGGGCACGGCCUGGAGUUCAGUUUCAUCAUGAAUCCAUCACUCAUCAUCAAAGGAUCCAUCCAGAUCACCAUGGGCCAUUGGGUACUGGCCACAGGAGGUUAUUGGAAUGAGAGGGUAAAAAGGAUGACAAAGACUUCAGUGACGCAACCUGAUGAUCCUGGGGCUCAGGAAACAUCAUAUCCUAUGUUACCCAUUGUGACAUUUCAACCAGGUUGGAGGACGGCGGGGGCGCCGCAGACAGCAGGUGUCCGAGUAGCAGGGGCAGCGACGGCGGCGGCGGCAUCACUUCGUGGGCGCGCCCGGGCCAGGACCGCGCCGAGCCGCGAGCCGCCGUGCCCACCGCGGGCAGCAUGUGCGAGCUGGCGGGGCCGCCCGAGAGCUUGGCGGAGGAGGACCGGCGCCAUGUGGCGGGGCGGCGGUGGGCGCUCGGAGCGAGUGGUGAUCAACAUCGCCGGCCUGAGGUACGAGACGCAGCUGGGCACCCUGAGCCAGUUCCCGGAUAGCCUGCUGGGCGACCCCGACAAGCGGAUGCGCUACUUCGACCCCCUCAGGAACGAGUACUUCUUCGAUCGCAACCGGCCCUGCUUCGAUGGCAUCCUCUACUUCUACCAGUCGGGCGGCAGGAUCCGCCGGCCCGUUAACGUCUCCAUCGACAUGUUCGCCGAAGAGAUCCGCUUCUACAAACUGGGACCCGAGGCCAUGGAGAGGUUUCGGGAGGACGAGGGCUUCAUCAAGGAGAAGGAGAAGCCCCUGCCCGAGCCCGAGUUCCAGAAGCAACUUUGGCUCCUCUUCGAGUACCCCGAGAGCUCGAGCCCGGCCCGCGGCAUUGCCAUCGUCUCAGUGCUGGUCAUCGUGGUCUCCAUCAUCAUCUUCUGCUUGGAGACCCUGCCCGAGUUCCGCGACGACCGGGAUAGCAGCUACAACCGGUCAGCCAACGGCACCCGGGGAACGGGCGACUACAGCCUGAGCGACCCCUUUUUCAUCGUGGAGACCACCUGUGUGGUCUGGUUCACCCUGGAGCUGCUGGUGCGCUUUUUCGCCUGCCCGAGCAAGGCCGUCUUCGCCAGGGACAUCAUGAACAUCAUUGAUGUUGUGUCCAUCAUCCCCUACUUCAUCACGCUGGGCACUGAGCUAGCGGAGACGCAGUCCAAUGUCUCCAAUGGGCAACAGGCCAUGUCCUUGGCCAUCCUCAGGGUCAUUCGAUUGGUCCGGGUCUUUCGCAUCUUCAAGUUGUCCAGGCACUCCAAGGGGCUUCAGAUUUUGGGGCAGACCCUCAAGGCCAGCAUGAGGGAGCUGGGUCUGCUCAUCUUCUUCCUCUUCAUCGGGGUCAUCCUCUUCUCCAGCGCCGUCUAUUUUGCCGAAGCUGACGAGCCCAGAUCCCACUUCUCCAGCAUCCCAGAUGCCUUUUGGUGGGCGGUGGUCACGAUGACCACCGUGGGCUAUGGCGACAUGAAGCCCGUCACCAUGGCGGGGAAGAUUGUGGGAUCCCUGUGCGCCAUCGCCGGCGUGCUGACCAUCGCGCUGCCCGUGCCCGUCAUUGUGUCCAACUUCAACUACUUCUACCACCGGGAGACUGACAACGAAGAGCAAGCUCAGUAUUUGCACAACGACAUCGAUACAGAGAGCAGCGUCUCCGAAGAUCUGAAAAAGAGCAGGAACUCUGUUGGAAACCAUUUAGAGAACAGUGAUGGCGUGAACUAUGGCCCAGGGACGCAUUGCAAAGCUAACAGCACCUCGGACAUCAGGAAGCCCCUGUACGCACUUUGUAUUGAUCCAAAUACUGAAACGGACUUGUAGUCAACAGCUGGGUGCUUGAACUAUACAAAUUAGGUUUAUCUAUAGGAGGAAUAAUUUUGAAGUAAAGACAACAUUUGUACAGAUUACAAAAGUUAGAAUAAUUUGAUGGAAAGAUAAACUAAUUUUAUACACCAUACCUUAGCUUACAAAAAUAAAUACAAAUAAAAUUGGGUAUAUGAAUGGGCGCUGCAACUUAAACUUGAAGGGAAAGGGGCACAUCAAUAUUUGCAUUAAUUUAACAGUUCCGUUUUUCAUUUGUUGUGCCUUUAAUAAGUGAUAGAAAACAAACUUCUUCA
Messenger RNA from Hypanus sabinus (Atlantic stingray), 2681 nucleotides. RefSeq names its product potassium voltage-gated channel subfamily A member 2-like. Gene Ontology annotation, cellular component: membrane; voltage-gated potassium channel complex. The record is from RefSeq and is a predicted model, not a curated record. NCBI's taxonomy places the organism in Eukaryota, Metazoa, Chordata, Chondrichthyes, Myliobatiformes, Dasyatidae. Gene Ontology annotation, biological process: protein homooligomerization; potassium ion transmembrane transport. Gene Ontology annotation, molecular function: protein binding; delayed rectifier potassium channel activity.